CUCAUCUAUCACAAUAAGCUCUAUUAUUAUAAUAGUGGAACUGUCUGCUUUCAGUAUAGUACCCCCACACAUACCUUCUUCAUUUCUUUAUUCUGCAACAGUGAAAGAGAUGUUUGCUCGUUCUUUUGUGUGUUUUCUUGUUCUUCAUUUUGUAGUGCAGUCUGCUUCUAUAUGCAUCCAAGAAUAUGGGACUGACUCAAAUUGCACUGAUUCGUUAAUGUUGCUUGUGCCUCGGAGUCGACUGGAGAAUAAUGAUUAUGGACUGUUAGUGAAAGACUUCGCCAGUGUUACCGGUUUUAAUAUAGGUUCAGUAACUGCUCGAUACUUCACUGUUAAAAUUGGAAAUAGAUCUACAUCAAAACAUUAUGGUCUAACAGAAAAGGUACCUAUUCCUUCUGACAUUGGUAGUGGGUUGCUUACAAUUUCUUUGAAUUAUUUUUUUUCUAUUACUCAUACCACAAUUGAGUGUGCUAACGAAUCACCAGACUUGUAUCAUGUUAAAGUACAGAGUCAAUAUUUAAUAACUCUGCAAAUUUUUGACAACCCCGUCUUGCAUUACAGAGAAAAUCCAAACAUUCUAGAGUGUCAGUUUAAUCAUCCCAUCUCCAAUGUAUUGAUUGAAUUCAAGUUGAAUGAUAAGGUCCUAGGUUACUGUGGCUCAUACAUGGUUAGCCCAUUAGAUGACAACAGUAAAGAGAUAUCUAUCUUUUAUAAUGCCAUGAGUGAUGUCUGUGCUUUAAAAAUCAAAAGAGUAAUAGAUGCUAACAGGGGGGAAUAUGCAUGCUCUGUAAUGAUUCCUUAUCCUACUGGUAAUGCUUUUUUGAAAUUGAACUCUUCAUCAUUUACUCCUACCUCAUCACCAUCACCAAAAACCCAACCUGCUACAAUUGGAAUUGUAUUUGGAGCUAUUGCCACUGUUGUAGCAAUAGUCAUUAUUAUAAGUGUCAUAAUUCUAGUUCUGCAUAAAAAAAAGCUUUGUUGUAAUAAAUCUACUCCUGCAGGUUCCAGUGAAAGUGAAACAACUCAACUUACCCAUGAUAGUGAAGCAGAUGGUGUUAUUACUGAAUCUCAACAAAAUGACAAGAAAUGAUGGUUAUAACUUUGAUUUAUUAAACUAGACUAGUAUAAUUAUAUUGUGUGCUUUUAUUGUUAUUAUUAGAUCUAUUUUAUGUUAGUAAAACAAAAUGUAAAGUCCCAUGUGGACUUGCUCUAGUGAUGGGCAUGCCCAUUUUUGUGGAUUAAUUAUUAAUUUUUGCUAUUUCUUCAGGUCCAUAAACUAAA
Molecule: messenger RNA, 1281 nt
Organism: Amphimedon queenslandica
Lineage: Eukaryota; Metazoa; Porifera; Demospongiae; Haplosclerida; Niphatidae
Exons: 3
Coding region: 110-1090 (326 amino acids)
Source: RefSeq, a predicted model, not a curated record